Molecule: messenger RNA, 2028 nt
Organism: Adineta steineri
Lineage: Eukaryota; Metazoa; Rotifera; Eurotatoria; Adinetida; Adinetidae
Source: the annotation of a GenBank genome assembly
AUGGCGAUACAACAAACAAUUACAAUGGUUACAUUGGGACGACCAUUUCAUUUAGGUAUGCUCUAUGAUGUUCGCAGUGAUAAGUUAAUCACUGGCGUAACUCUGUGGGAUCCACAGACCCUGGCGAACCAUACAAUUACACAUAAACAAUCGAAUACUAGCUGUGAGAUAAUUACUGAAAAUUCAUUACAAGAUAAGGCACAUGCUUUAGGUGUGGAAGCUAGUUUAAAAUUAAGACUGUUUAGUGGUCUAAUGAGUAUAUCAGGUUCUGCAAAAUAUGCUGAGGAUUAUCAAAAAACAAACGAUGAAGCCCGUCUGACACUAAAAUAUUCAACUACAACGCAUUUUCAACAGUUAACAAUGGAACAUCUUGGUAAAGGUAAUCUAGAUCAUCUAGAUUUACAUGAUAAAAACCUUGCUACACAUGUUGUUACUGGUGUCGUUUAUGGUGCUGAAGCAUUUUUUGUAUUUGAUCGUACAGUACUAAAAGGUGAAACUAAAGAGGAAGUUAGCGAUAGAUUACAAGAAAUAUUUGAGAAUUCAAUAUUUAAAAUGGAGGGAGACGCUAAAUUAAAUUUGACCAAGCAAGAAAAGAAUUUCGUCGAUAAGUUACAUUGUGAAUAUUAUGGAGAUUUCCGUUUGAACAAAUAUCCAAAUAGCUUUAAUGAAGCUGUUACAGUUUAUCGCCAAUUACCGUCAAUGUUAGGUAAAAACAAUAAAAACACCAUACCAAAAGCAGUGUGGCUCUAUCCAUUACAUCUUUUGGAUUAUAAUGUAACGAGAAUUGUUCGAGAAAUCUCACCCAAGUUGGUUCAUGACUCAAUAUCGACGAUUGAAAAUAUGCGUUCUUUGAAAGUGAGAGGAUUAGAUUUAUCAAAUAGCUCGAUAUUUACAAGUCUCAAUCAUAUGAAAGAACAAUUAUUAGAUUUUACCGCGCGAUUGUCGGAAAUACAAUAUGAUUUGAAAGAAAAGAUUGCAUUAUAUCUACCAAAACUACGCGAAAACACUGGUGUUGAAGAAUCUGUUUUAUUUAAUGUGUUUAAACAAGCUGAUUCAUCGCCAUUUAAUCAGCGAAAAUUAGAAUCAUGGCUCAAAGAAAAGGAAAAAGAAAUCGCGUUAAUGACAACAUGGAUCAAAACUCUUACCAAAGAUAGAAGCUUACAUAUUCUAAUUAAAUCAUCAUCAUUAGAUGAAGUCAUUGAUGACAGUAGAUACGAUUAUAUUUUCUGUCUAUCAUUUCGUUUCAUUGAAGAAAAUGAUCCUCAACUUACUGAUAUGCAGAAUUAUUUACAUAAUAAGAACAGUUUUAACUCAUCGACUAGUGGUAAAAAGCACACCAGAUGGUUUGGAAAUCGUCAUAAUAUGACAAAAUUUCACGAAAAUGUACAACAAUUUCAAGAGUUUGCUGAAGCAAACAAUGCUGGAAAUGCAAGCAUAAAAUUUAUCGUCAAUGAAGAAUAUUCAGUUAAUGAUACUAAAACUAUUGAGCUUAUUCUCUACGAACGUGGCUCAGGAAAAAAAGACUUUAUUAUAUCAAGUAAACCAGGUGCACCAUAUGCAAUAUCUGUUACAGACAAUAAUGUAACAUUAUCAUGGGCAGAUGCAGCUAGUGGAACCGAAGAAGUACAGAAUUACAAAGUUAUGUAUCAGAAACAUCGUGGUAAAACAUUAGUUGCUAAAAAUCAAAGCGAGGAAGAAGAGCAAUGGGCUGAAGAGUACACAAAUACUAGUCACAAGAAGAUAAUCAUUUUAAAUCUACCACCAAGCACAACAUUUGUAUUCAAAGUGCAAUCUAUAACUGCAAUUGGACUUAGUGCAAUCAGUGCAUGUAGCAAACCCAUACAAACACUAGCAAAGGAAGUUGUACCGACUUGUACGGAUGGUGUCAAGAACCAAGACGAAACAGACGUCGAUUGUGGUGGUUCAAUUUGUUCGAAAAAGUGCGAUCUGUGUAAAGUUUGCUCUAAACACACGGACUGUGAUAUUGCAAAUUGCAAUUCAAGAUCAAAUACAUGUCAAGGUAAGUAA